AUGCUCUCCGACACUGUGUAUGAGCUCUGUCAUGACGAGAAGACCGUCACUUCAGAGCUCUUGCAGGAUCCAUCACAAUCACCCACUAAGCUAUUCCAGAAGUUGUAUCAUGAUCGGAAGUCAAAGUCACACAAGUCUGACUCGAACGAGUCGGUCGACAAGGAUGACCAUGAACUGCGAAAGGUUCUGCAGUGUGGUAACUGGGGCAGCACUCAACCCAGCGACCUUUUCUUGAAGAUCUACCACGAUGCGCUUUGCGCAUUAGAAAAAAAUCCCAUGUCCGGGGUAGUCUCCCCGCCACUGAUGGGCAGCCACGGCGUAGUCCCUCUGACUAUCAUCGCCCCAUUGCCUGAUCUCUGUCGCCAUAUGGCCAAUUGCAUUGUGCGAGCUGAGAAGGAAGUGUUCCUGGCGACGAAUUUCUGGAUUCACUCGGAUGCCUCCACAUUGGUAACCAAUGCGUUCCGAGAGCUAUCCCGACGAGCCGGCGAACGUGGAACGAAAGUAAUUGUCAAGAUGGUCUAUGAUCGCGGAGAUCCGCAGCAGCUGUUCGAGAACCACCUACCAGUGCCAGAGAAGAAAUAUACCAGCGAAAAGGUGCAACUGCCUGCGGCUCAUGAGAUCCCCAACAUCGACCUGCAGGUUGUCAAUUACCACCGACCUAUCUUCGGGACCUUUCACGCCAAGUUCAUGGUAAUCGAUCGACGCAUUGGACUGCUGCAGAGCAGUAAUGUGCAGGAUAACGACAACCUGGAGAUGAUGAUUCAUGUCGAGGGACCCAUUGUGGAUGGGUUGUAUGAUACGGCGUUGAUUUCGUGGGGUCGUUCUCUCGAACCCCCAUUGCCCAUGCUGGACUCUCCUGCCACGGGGGCUCCUAUUCCUUGUCACGCCUCGCAGCAGCCAGACUAUGAUGCUUCAGACCCGGGGCCUCUCCCAGAACUUACUGUCGACGAACAUCACUAUGACCCGGAUAUUCGGGCUGAGGCCCAGCGCAUGAAUGGUUUGCUUUUACCACGGGAGGGAGAGACCAGAACGCAGGCUGUGACUCGUCGCUUAAAUACCACAAUCCAAACUGACAUGUCCGCCGACGCCCCCGAAAGCGACCAAGAACUCAUUAUGCAGCCCUAUGUCGUCCUCCCACCACACGAUCCCUUCCCAAUGGCCGUCAUCAACCGGGAACCCUGGGGCGCCCCCAACCAUAGCAGCGUCCACACGCCACAAAACAGCAGCUUUCUCGCAGCAAUCAACAACGCGCAAGAAUCUAUCUUUAUUCAAACUCCCAACAUGAACGCCGAGCCCAUCGUCCAGGCUCUGAUUGAGGCCGUCAAGACCCGCGACGUCACCGUCACAUGCUACGUGUGUCUGGGGUACAACGACGCCGGCGAAUUACUGCCGUUCCAGAACGGGACGAACGAGAUGGUUGCGCACCGAAUGUACAAGGCGCUGGAUACGGACGAGCAGCGAUUCCGUCUGCGGAUUUUUAAUUAUGUGGCGAAGGAUCAAGUCCGGCCGAUUCAUAAUAAGUUUAAGCGGAGGAGUUGUCAUAUUAAGUUGAUGAUUGUUGAUGAGAAGGUUGCUAUUCAAGGUAAUGGAAACCUCGAUACCCAAUCCUUCUACCACAGCCAGGAGGUAAACCUUCUGCUGGAUUCCCCAUUCGUCUGCCGCGCCUGGCGUGAAGCCAUCGACCGGAACCAGAACACGGCGUACUACGGCGGCGUCAGCCCAGAAGACGGCUGCUGGCAUGAUCCAACGACCAAUGAUCUCCCUGUGGGAUCGAUUGGCGUUGACCCGGGGCACUUUAGCUGGGCACGGGGAGCAGUAGGAGCGGUGCAGAGAGUCAGAGGAGCGGGUGGUUUUUGA
This is a messenger RNA of Aspergillus eucalypticola CBS 122712, 1857 nucleotides long. Its product is annotated as IQ calmodulin-binding motif protein. The transcript is spliced from 4 exons. Gene Ontology annotation, molecular function: protein binding; catalytic activity. Bases 1 to 1857 code for a protein of 618 amino acids. NCBI's taxonomy places the organism in Eukaryota, Fungi, Ascomycota, Eurotiomycetes, Eurotiales, Aspergillaceae. The record is from RefSeq and is a predicted model, not a curated record.